AUGCCCUCCCAAGACUUCACCCAAAUCCCCAUCAUCGACAUCUCAUCCCCCACGCCCCAAACCCUCUCCCAUCUCCGCACCGCCCUCACACAAAUCGGCUUCCUCUACAUCUCCAACCACUCCGUCCCCACCUCCACAAUAACAGCCCUCAUCAACAUCCUCCCAGACCUCUUCGCCCUCUCCCCCCAAACAAAGCAAGAAAUUGCGCUGGAAAACUCUCCUCAUUUUUUAGGUUACAGCGCUGCUGGCACGGAAACUACAGCUGGGAAGGCAGAUCUGAGGGAACAGGUUGAGCUCGCUACGGAACUUGAGAGAGCGCCUCUUGAUGCACCGCUGUACGAUGGGCUGAGGGGUCCGAAUCAAUGGCCAUCUGCGCUUCCGGAGCUGAAGGGUGUUGUUACGCGGUAUAUUGAGGAAAUGACACUAUUAGGCGAACGUUUUUUGAGACUUGUUGCGAAGGCUCUUGAUCUUCCGGAUGACAUAUUCUUCUCAUACCUUUCUGAUCAACACCGUCUUAAAUUAGUUCACUACCCUGCAUCAACAACAUCAUCCCAAGGCGUCGGUCCGCACAAAGACUCCUCAGGAUGGUGGACCUUUCUCCUCCAAGCAUCACCUCAAGUAAACGGUCUCCAAGUCCUCAACAAAUCCGGCUCAUGGAUCGACGUCCCCGCCAUCCCGGACACUUUCGUCGUCAACAUCGGCCAAGCAUUCGAAGUCGUGACAAACGGUGUAUGCAAAGCGACUACACACCGCGUCCUAUCCUCUCCAGAAGAACGAUUUAGCGUUCCGUUCUUUCAAGGUGUGCGACGUGAUUUAACGAGGAAUGAGGCGGUGACUUCGCUGAAGGCGCAUUUUGAACGCUGGGGUGAAGGGGAGGAGGCGGGUGAGGCGGGAGCGGUGGAUAAUCCGUUUGUGAGGGGGUUGUAUGAUACUUGGGGGGAGACGCAGUUGAGGACAAAAUUUUCCAAGAUGGCACUCGAAUUACCCGCGCGACAGACGUUUACAGUCCGUAGUGACAAUGUAUACUCUUACAUCUUCAUCCCUCCUACCUCCCAAUCAACAACCCUUCUCUUUCUUCAUGGCUUCCCAUCAACCCUCACAGAUUGGGUUCAUCAAAUUCAACAUUUCUCUUCCGAGGGAUAUGGCGUCGUCGCUCUGGAUCUGCUCGGUUACGGCGAAAGUAGCAAGCCAACAGAUGUACACGCCUACCGCCUCAAGUCGAUGGGCGAUGAGGUCAUCGAACUUCUCGACCAUCUGAACCUCAAGACCAUCGUGGGAAUCGGCCAUGAUUUCGGCGCGACACUUUUAUCCAGAAUGGCAGCUUACCACCCCUCACGCUGGGAAGCUCUCGUAUUUCUAGCCGUCGGACCGCCCAAGCUGGGGACGCCAUUCGACGUUGACAUGAUCAACACCAUGACCAAGCAGUUCCUGGGGUAUGAGAUGCUCGGAUACAUCCCAUGGCUAGCCGAUUUCACCACGCAGGAAAUCCUCGAGAAGAACGCUGAAACGGCGAUGAGUCUGGUGUUUUGUCGCGAUCGCGAAGAGUGGGAGACGUGGUUCCAUCCUCUUGGCAAGAUGGAGGAGUUUGUGCGUCAAGACCGCAGACUUCCCAUCGCAUCAUGGUACACUGAUGAUCUGCAGGAAGCACAUCUCAAGGCAUUUGGUUCAAAUGGUGGGUAUAAAGGCGUGUGUCGGUGGUAUCGCAUGUGGAAAGAUAAUCUCUUCGCCCCAGACGAACAAGGCUUUGAAGACUUUCACAUCUCACAACUCGUUCUCUUCAUCGUCCCAUCAGAACCCGAGCAAUCCGCCGCUCAACAACAGCAAAUGCUUUCAUCCUGGGCCCCUCAACUCCAAACCGUCAAGUUAAACACGAGCCACUGGAUCCAUAUUCAAGCUCCCGCCGAAACCAACACUACAAUCCAGAACUUCCUCACCUCACGCAGGUAG
Molecule: messenger RNA, 1947 nt
Organism: Fusarium musae
Lineage: Eukaryota; Fungi; Ascomycota; Sordariomycetes; Hypocreales; Nectriaceae
Exons: 2
Coding region: 1-1947 (648 amino acids)
Molecular function (GO): hydrolase activity
Source: RefSeq, a predicted model, not a curated record